Aureobasidium pullulans EXF-150 is the source of this 1452-nucleotide messenger RNA. RefSeq names its product methylammonium permease 3. Gene Ontology annotation, cellular component: plasma membrane. Gene Ontology annotation, biological process: ammonium transmembrane transport. The transcript has 4 exons. The record is from RefSeq and is a predicted model, not a curated record. Lineage: Eukaryota; Fungi; Ascomycota; Dothideomycetes; Dothideales; Saccotheciaceae. Gene Ontology annotation, molecular function: ammonium channel activity. The coding region runs from base 1 to 1452 and encodes 483 amino acids.
AUGUCGACAGCACCUGAGUUCAACUCUUCCCAACCCGCUGGAGGUAACCCUCUGGAGGUUGAUGUCAAUGCCCAAUAUGCAGGUCUUGAGUUCCACUAUGUUUACCUCAUGGUCUGCGCGUUCCUCGUCUACAUGAUUAUCCCUGGUAUCGGUCUGUUGUAUGGUGGUCUGGCACACAAGAAGAGUGGACUGUCACUACUCUUCCAAAGUAUGAUGGUCGGUGCCAUCGUGACUUUCCAGUGGAUGUUCUGGGGUUACAGUCUUGCCUUCAGUCGCACCGCCGGCCCCUUCAUCGGCGACAUGGCCAACUUCGGCUUGAGAAAUGUUGCCGCUGCUCCCUCUCCUGGCAGUGCUGUCCUUCCUGAGAUCGUCUUCUGUCUUUACGAGCUUCUGUUCGCCGCUUGCACAGUACAGAUUGUCGUCGGUGGUGCUUUCGAGCGUGGCCGCAUCCUGCCUUCCCUCAUCUUCGCCUUCUGCUGGUGUACCAUUGUCUACUGCCCUAUCGCUUGCUGGACAUGGAACGCCAACGGCUGGCUCUUCAACCUUCCUUCGCUCGACUAUGCUGGUGGUGGUCCCGUUCACAUCGCAUCUGGUUGGGCCGCUCUUGCUUACGCUUUGGCUCUCGGCAAGAGAACCUCCAAGGAUCAUCACGCUAAACACAAGCCUCACAACUCUACCCUCGUGUUUGUCGGCACCGUCCUCAUUGUCUUUGGUUGGUUCGGCUUCAACGGUGGAAGUGCUCUCAACGCUUCCGUUCGUGGCAUGAUGGCUGCCUUCAACACCCAGGUUGCUGCCUCUACUGGUGUCCUUGGUUGGGUUCUUGUUGAUGCCAUCCGUCACAAGGGUCGCUUUUCGGUUGUUGGUGCUUGCGAGGGUGCCAUUGCUGGUCUUGUCGGUAUUACUCCUGCUGCUGGUUAUGUUAACCCUUGGCUCGGAGCCGUGAUCGGAUUCCUGACUGCCGUUGUCUGCGCUCUUCUUCAGGACAUCAAUGACUGGCUUCGCAUCGACGACGGUCUUUACGUCUUCAAGCUCCACGGUAUCGGUGGUAUGAUGGGCUCCUUCCUCACCGGUAUCUUCGCCAACCAGGCCAUCUCCGCUCUCGAUGGCGUUACUCUUGCUCCCGGCGCCUACAACGGCAAUGGUGUUCAGGUUGGCAAGCAGUUCGCCGAGAUCACCGCCAUCUCCGCCUACUCAUUCGUCGUCAGCUACAUUUUGCUCAUGAUCAUCAAGUACAUCCCCGGCAUGCACCUGCGUGUCGACAAGGAGGCUGAAAUCAGAGGUCUUGACCUUGACCAGUUCUUUGACGAGGAGAUGGACCACUGGGAUUUGAGCCCUGCUGGCAUUGAUGUUAUGCAGUCUGGUCAGACUGACUUCACCCACGGUGUCCCUCAGACUCGCGAGGGCUCCCUUACCCCUAACGAGACUACCCCAGUCACUGCUGAGAAGAAGUAG